GCAGGUCAGUGGCUAGAUAGUGGGUGACGGUCGGACGAGCAGGACCGUCGGAGGGUCGCGAGUCAGUGACAGUGUGGCGAGGAGACGUCCAGUCCAUAGCGGAUACUCUAUCACCCAACCACAGAAACCAACCAUGAAGUUCGCCAUCUUCGUCGCACUGACGCUGGCCGCGAUGGCAUGGGCUGACUCAUCCUACCAGAGCUACCAGCCCGACUACCAGAACUCCUACCAGAACGAAUACCAAACCAACUAUUACGACCAGCAGGCCGCGACCCCCUACUAUCCGCAGCGCCGCCAGAGCUUCUUCGAAACUGUCAGCAGCCUGUUCUCUCCAGCAAACCGGAGGCAGUUUGGACUCGGAGGUGGAUUUUUCGGCAUCGCCAUCGUCGUCGUGAUUGUUGUUGUGGUCAUAGUUGGCGUCGUUGGCUUGGUUGCGGCCUUGUCCACCGGCCUCACCUCGUCCGGCCGUGGCCUGGACACGGACGAGUGGGAGGUGGACCACUCGGUCUGGAUGAACCAGCUCCAGAAGGACUUUGAAGACUCGUGGAGCACCGAAUAAACGGUAGAACGUUUUUGUGGUGAUGCGGGACUGUUCUGAAAAGUUAUAACAAUUGUUUAGUGGAUGAUCAAAGUGAACGUUGCGGAAAACGAACGCAAAAUGAUGUCACCACCAAUGAGGCUGGAACUUGAUAUUGUUGGUCAUUUUAGGCAUACGCAGACUGAUAUAUUGCACAACUGUGAAUCGACCUUCGCAUCAAAGGAGCUCUACAGGGUGAAACAUUUCAUAGCUAGACUGAAGCUAUGUGAUUGGUUCUUUCACAUUCCAAUAGAAUUGCUUGGUUAAUCGCUGGUUGGACAAGUCUCUGAUAGUUGACUUGUGCGUCAUGUUUUUUUUUACGAUUCGAGGGUUUUAGGGUGAGACCGCGUGGUAUGCAAGUUAUUGACAUUAUCCUCCACUUGCUUACAUUAUAUCAAACGUUAUCUUUUAUAUAUCCUGAUUUUCACUUCGUGAGCGAGAACGAAAGGCUUUCUCAUACAUCUAUUAUCAAGCUCCACCAUUUUACAAUGCUGAUUUUGUUCAAUGCGUCGUAAUAAUGCUCAACCUUGGCAUGCACUCUGCCAAACUAGUCAGAAAUACUUCAACUUAACAAUCUUUGAUGGGCUUGUUUCUUGAAACGGCAACAAUUCGACCCACUCUACGCAUUGAGCACCACUGCCUGUGUGAUCCCUACGGUUAAAUAAUUCUCCUCUUUAGACAUGUUGCGUCGUGAAGUGUGUUACAAAUCUGUUAGCGUUUUGUUUCGCCGUGCGUUGUUGCUGUUGUUUUAUUGUGUUGUUAAACACGCUGUUGUUGUUUUGUUGCGUAUCGAACCCGCUGUUCAAACAGCGUCUGCUCAUAUCCGUUAUUCGUGAGUGAAUACAUUGUUGUGGCAAUCAAACAAUAUGUGUUGGACAAACUGGAGAGCGCUCGCCAUCAUUGGUUUACAUAUACAUACUGGUCUUGCAA
This is a messenger RNA of Amphibalanus amphitrite, 1507 nucleotides long. RefSeq lists its product as uncharacterized. NCBI's taxonomy places the organism in Eukaryota, Metazoa, Arthropoda, Thecostraca, Balanomorpha, Balanidae. The transcript is spliced from 4 exons. The record is from RefSeq and is a predicted model, not a curated record. Bases 134 to 559 code for a protein of 141 amino acids.